Dunckerocampus dactyliophorus (ringed pipefish) is the source of this 1567-nucleotide messenger RNA. RefSeq names its product cyclin P (gene ccnp). Gene Ontology annotation, molecular function: cyclin-dependent protein serine/threonine kinase regulator activity. The record is from RefSeq and is a predicted model, not a curated record. The transcript has 9 exons. Gene Ontology annotation, biological process: mitotic cell cycle phase transition; regulation of cyclin-dependent protein serine/threonine kinase activity. The coding region runs from base 132 to 1322 and encodes 396 amino acids. NCBI's taxonomy places the organism in Eukaryota, Metazoa, Chordata, Actinopteri, Syngnathiformes, Syngnathidae. Gene Ontology annotation, cellular component: centrosome; cyclin-dependent protein kinase holoenzyme complex; nucleus.
CCUGUCUGCCUUAUAAUUGCCGGCAGUGGCGAGGCGAAAAUGGCACGUCUCUUUCUUCCAGGCCUCCGUCGACUGCCGUGCUUAAGUAGCUGCAGCGGCCUAGCAGGAAACUCUGUCUCCGGCUGUGACCCAUGGCCAGGACCGGGUUCUGCGACUCCAUGCCUCUGCUGGACUUACACAAGGCGGACGAGAGGCGAGCCCCUUUAAGAACUUGGGCAACUGCCUGUGGGGCCACUGAUUUUGUGCAGCCUAUGGAAAUGUCAGCGUCCAGGAUGGUCGCCGUGAAAAGGAAUUCGGAACAUGAACGGGAGAGGAUGUUAUCAGCCCAAACGAGCAACGGCGUCUUUGAAGCGUGGACAUACUCAGCUGGUGGCAUCAUCCCUGCCAAAGCAGAUGGAUGUCUGGAGGAGCAUUCCCUUUACCCUCGCAGCCUGCAGGGUCUACACAGCCUGCAGGUCCUCAUGCCCAGUCUGUUGCGCCAUGAAGUGGAGAUGGCCCUUGAGAAGCUGGACCUCGUAUUGGACCGGACAUAUGCCUGGGAAAUGUUCUCGGACAUGAUGAGAAGUCAAAAAUGGAACUCUUUGCCCAACUCUGAGCUGCUGCGACACUUCACUGACGCCACUCGUGCUGUGCUGGUAGACUGGCUUAUUCAAAUCCAUGAGCUCAUGCAUUUCCAGGAGGAGACACUCUAUCUGGCCAUCCACCUCCUCAACCGCUCCCUGUGUCAGCUGAAGGUGACCACAGCCAACCUGCAGCUCCUGGGCAUGGUCUGCCUCUUUCUGGCUGCAAAAAAAGAGGAGUCUCUCCUCCCUGAGGUGUCUGGACUUUGCUACCUGAUGGACCACGCCUACACCAAGCAUCAGCUGCUGCGCAUGGAGCGAAAAGUCCUCAGCGGACUUAAAUUUAACUUGUCUUACUGUCAGCCUUUGUAUUUCCUCCACUUGCUCGCCUCCAUCGCACGCUGUAGUGCUCAGAUGACGUGGAUGGCUCGCUAUCUGCUGGAGCUGUCGCUCUUCGAGGGCCAGUGUGUGGUGUUUCUGCCUGUGCAGCUGGCAGGAGCGGCACUCUGCUUGGCCCGCCAAGUCCUGCAAGAACCCCCUACACCAGAAGGCGAGGCCGCCUGGUGUCUGGCUUCCAGUAUCUAUGUCAGCAGUGAGGCCGUCCUGUUGCGGAUCAUGCAGAUCCUGGCCGGCGCUGCAGCCAGAGCUCACACCCGAGAGACCUGCGCUACUUUUAUUAAAUUCUCCUCCCCUGAAACCAUGCACAUCAGCAGACACACUGCUCUCAAGCAGGCAUCUGCUCUGCUGGGCGUGUGCACUUAAUUUGUGUCCUAACACUACACGAUGAUGACACAGGGGCCUGCGGGAGUUUGUUUGACCGGGUAUGCCAAGGGGAGGAAGAAGUGUUAAUAUGUGAUGGCAAACAUUGUUACCAGGACGUUUUACGAUCUUAUCUUGCAGCUGAUUUAGGAAGUAUUUGAAUUGUAUUGGUGUCUGUCAUGUGUAGAGAGAAUGUGGCCUGUCAGUGAAAUUUAUUGUUCCAAGUUUUAAUGUUAAAAUAAAGAGUC